Rosa chinensis is the source of this 1686-nucleotide messenger RNA. Its product is annotated as ATP-dependent DNA helicase PIF2-like. Gene Ontology annotation, molecular function: DNA helicase activity. The coding region runs from base 1 to 1686 and encodes 561 amino acids. The record is from RefSeq and is a predicted model, not a curated record. The transcript has 2 exons. Gene Ontology annotation, biological process: telomere maintenance; DNA repair. Lineage: Eukaryota; Viridiplantae; Streptophyta; Magnoliopsida; Rosales; Rosaceae.
AUGAUAUAUGGUCUAUGUGGAGCACAUAAGCGUAAUGCCCCAUGUAUGAAACGUGGGAGUUGUAAACGAGGUUAUCCUAAGCCCUUUUCAGCCAACACAUUUCAAGAGAAUGACUCUUAUCCCAUUUACCGUAGGCGAGAUGUUCACCCAAAUGCAGAAUCUGAUUUCAAUCAAAGUAGACAAGUAGAUAAUAGUUGGGUUAUGCCGUACAACCCUUGGCUACUCACAAAAUAUGAUUGUCAUAUCAAUGUAGAAGUCUGUUGCAGCAUUAAGAGUGUUAAGUAUUUGUACAAAUAUGUCUACAAAGGUCCAGAUAGAGUAACAUUUGAAGUUCGACCCGAAGCUAAUGAAGAUGAAAUAAGGAAUUUUGUUGACGCAAGAUGGGUUUGUGCACCAGAGGCUUUAUGGAGAAUAUUCAAAUUUGUAAUGAAUCGUAUGUAUCCUUCAGUGGAACGAUUGCAAAUUCAUCUUCCAAAUAGACAGAGUGUUUUCUUUAAUGCUAAUGAAAGGGUAACAGAUGUUCUCGCAAAUGAUAGAAACUCAAUGACGAUGCUCACAGAGUUUUUUACUAAGAACAAGUAUUAUGAAGGUGCGCGCCAAUACUUAUAUCGAGAGUUUCCUGAAAGAUUCAGAUGGAUUGGCAAACAUAAGACAUGGGAGGAAAGACAGACUAACCAAAAAGUAAUUGGAAGAAUAUAUACGGUAUCUCCUUCAGAAGGAGAAAAGUUCUACUUACGUGUUCUUUUGAACCAUGUUAGAGGGCCUACAUCAUACGAGGAUUUGAGGACAGUAGAUGGCAUCUCGCAACCAACAUUUAAGAAAGCGGCUGAACAAAGAGCCUCAUGGGGUACGAAGUUUAUGGAUGAAUUUUACCAAUUUAUGAUACAAGAUUAUGCUUCUUCAAGCACUGCAGUCAGUGCACGUAUCACAAACAGACUCUUACGAGACUUAAACGGAUUGCUGGUGCAACGUAGUAAAUCUGUUUGUGAUUAUGAUUUGCCUGAAAUGGCUGAAGAUUAUGGUGAAGAUUCGUCAAUGCCUAGGCUAAUACAGGAUGAAGUUUCAAUUAUCAUUCCUCAAGAAGACUGCGAUGCAAUUCAUCUCUUGAAUGAGGAUCAGUCAUUUGCAUACAACGCAAUAAUAUCAGCUAUUGAGUGCAAUGACAAUGCCAUAUUUUUCGUUGAUGGUCCAGGAGGGACUGGAAAAACAUACUUAUAUCGUGCACUUUUAGCAACCUUGAGAAGCAAUGAUCAUAUUGUACUGGCAACAGCAACUUCUGGAAUUGCAGCAACAAUAAUACCUGGUGGGAGAACGACACACUUCAGGUUUAAAAUUCCACUCAAUCUUGAUGCAUCUUCUACAUGCUCUAUUAGUAAACAAUCUAAUUUAGCAGAGUUGAUACGAAGAUCAUCAGCGAUUAUUUGUGAUGAGGUACCAAUGAUGCAUAGAUUUGCAUUUGAAGCUCUUGAUCGGACUUUUAAAGACAUAAUAGGUGGUGAUUUUCCAUUUGGGGGCAAAGUGAUUAUUUUUGGGGGAGAUUUCCGACAAGUUCUGCCUGUUGUCCAUAAGGGUACAAGGUCUCAGAUGGUCCAAGCCAGUCUGGUUAACUCUUCAUUUUGGAAAAAUGUGAGGAUUCUUCGUUUGCGGCAAAAUAUGAGAUCUAUCAAUGAUCCAGAGUUCUCAUAG